Messenger RNA from Thyridium curvatum, 486 nucleotides. RefSeq lists its product as uncharacterized. The coding region runs from base 1 to 486 and encodes 161 amino acids. The transcript has a single exon. The record is from RefSeq and is a predicted model, not a curated record. Lineage: Eukaryota; Fungi; Ascomycota; Sordariomycetes; Thyridiales; Thyridiaceae. Gene Ontology annotation, molecular function: fatty acyl-CoA hydrolase activity.
AUGACCCACGACCCCGCGGCACCCCCCGCAUCUCCUCCGUCUCCGGAGCUCGCGCACGUGCAGAAGCACUGGGAUGCUAUCCGGCCCAACUCGCCCGUCUACGGCUUCUUCUUUGGCGACAUCAAGCUCGUCUCGGCCACCAAGGACCAGGGGCGCGUCAUCGCACACCUGCCGCUCGGCCCCCAGCACAUCAACAGCAAGAAGAUCCUGCACGGGUCCGUGUCGGCCACCCUGGUCGACUGGGCCGGCGGGAUGGCCAUCGCCGCGACGGGGCUCGAGCGCACCGGCGUCAGCGUGGACAUUCACGUCUCGUACGUGUCGGCGGCCCGCGAGGGCGACACGCUCGAGAUCGAGACGUGGGUGAGCAAGGUCGGACGGUCGCUGGCCUACACAAACGUCGAGAUCAGAAAGCUGGGUGGCGCUGGCCAACAGGACAAGAAGACCGUCGUCGCGACGGGAAGCCACACAAAGUACCUCAACGUCUAG